Pocillopora damicornis (cauliflower coral) is the source of this 4439-nucleotide messenger RNA. Its product is annotated as nuclear pore complex protein Nup160. Gene Ontology annotation, molecular function: structural constituent of nuclear pore. The record is from RefSeq and is a predicted model, not a curated record. Gene Ontology annotation, cellular component: nuclear pore. NCBI's taxonomy places the organism in Eukaryota, Metazoa, Cnidaria, Anthozoa, Scleractinia, Pocilloporidae.
GAUCACAUGGCGGCUAGAUCCAAAUCCAAAAUGGCGAGUGGUGGGAACUUCCGAGAAGUUUUGCAUCACAGUGGAAAGCCACAAGGAAACGUGAUAAAUUUUACUAUAGGAUCAGCAACGACAGUGAGGGAUGAAGAAAACGCUCAGCCUCAUACGGGAGGUGGAUUUGCUUAUCGAGAGUGCGGGACAGUCGACUCUGUUACUCGAAAUCGUUACAUCUUUUGGAGAGUAACAGAUAAUGUACUGGAGCUAUUUGAAGAGUCCUUGGACAACAAUCUCUCAGGAAACCACCUUGAACUACAGUUUACUGACGGUGUUCUUUUACCAGUGGUGUAUAUCUUUGAAACUCCUGCACAUGUUAGCUUGUUGAUUGCCACAACCAACAGUGUACACAGGAUUGCGUUCCCUCAUCCAGACAGACUUCGUAGACAUGGAUUUGGUUUGUCUUACUCUAGUGAAGGAAGUCAGCAGUCAAUCUUUAAUGAUUUUUCCAGUCAUCAGCUCAGAAGUCCUUCAAAUUUUGGAACUUUUUCACAAUCAUGUGUGACUUUUGCAAGCUGGCUUUGCCAGGAUGGACAUUGUCUCUUUGCUUUAGCUACUACUUCAGGAAUAAUACUUUUGAUAAAAUUGCCGCCUCCUGGGAGUGGCGGUCAAGUUGAGCAGUAUGAAUUAAAGGAAGCAGGAGUUAUGCAACGUCUUUGGUCUGGUCUUGUUCCUUCAAGCUUAAGGAGAGAGACAAUGGCUUCUGAUGCUACACUGAGUGUAGGAAUCCAUCCAUACGGAAAUCAUAUGUGUGUGUUUGCUCUUUGCCGAGAUUUCAAGCUCAGGAUUUGGUCCUGCCAGACUCUAUCGUGCAUUUACGUCAAAGAUCUUCUGGAAGAUAUUCGUGAUGAUAUGGAUGCUCAAAACUUUCCAGCUGUGGGUCAUAUACUCCGUAAAGUGGUAGAUCCAUCAAGUGGCAAACUUUAUCUUGGUUUGUUUUUAAACCUAAUGUACAACACACAGUUCUGUGUGUAUGAGGUUGUGCCAUCUUCAGAUGAUGAUCCAAGCUUGUCUGCACUUUCCUUCUCAUACUUUCCAAAGGAAAAUCUUGUAGACUUUGCUGUGACCACAUCGAACAUCUGGACUUUAUGGACAGAUAAAAAUGGUGAAACAAUGGCUUACUUCACUCCCAUUGAAAACAUAGAUGCACAAGAAUGUGGUUGGAAAAGAAUAUUCCUUAAACCAACAGAGAAUUCUGAUGUCAUGGUUCCACCAUAUAAAGAACCAAGAGAAGUUUUUCUUGAUCAGCUCUUCUACCCUGGAAGGUUUUCAAAUCAUUCUAUUCUGAAAGCUAUGCAGAUAUACCACCAUUUACCAGUUUCAAACUUUGUCAGUGAUUUUGAUGAGACUGUUUCAAGGAGUGAUUUGAAACUGGCUGUUAUCAAUCUCAUUGAUUCAGAGAUUCAGAUGUCAGCUCCAGAUUAUGAGAUGCUUCACCAUGAGUACAAUGAUCUUCAGCUACAAUGUUGGACAAAGUUCUACAGCUGUGUUGUACAGUACCAUCAAGUUGGAGGUAAAGCCUUGGGCAUUUUCAUGGACACUAAAACAGGAUUAGUCUGUGUUGUGCGAAAGGAAAUGCUGUCAUUCCUGAGACCCUGUGACCUGUUUGAGCAACUUCACCUCUCUGAAGAACCUCUAGAAGUGUCAAUUGUUGCCACAGAGCCUCAUCUGGAUAAAACCAUGAAGGAAUCAUUCAUAGAUCUUUGUAACAUCAUCAGAAUGGUUUCAGAUCAGGUUGGUCAGAUUUCUCUCAUAUCAUGACUGGUCAUCACCUGUUCAGUGCUCCACUCACCUGCUCUCUCCUCUCCAAGGCUGCUCACCAAAUUGCUUCAUCCAGAAUGUCCGUAUGUAAACAUCUAUUGGUGCUGCUCAGUUUAAUGACCAGGCUGGGGGUCAACAAGAUUGGCUUGGAUGCUAGAAAAGCUGAGGAUGUAUCAUCAGUGUUCAUUCCUAGAACAGUUGAGUUUCUCAGGCUGUAUGUUGCUCUGCACUGGAUCCUUGAACAAGCUGUCACGCCCACGCCAUCAAGUUCUGUAGAGUCGAACCUAAAACAGUUAGCCACACUGGAAAUUUCAGAUGGAAUGGAGUCAAAAGCGGUCCCCGAUGAUCCUUCUCUAACACUAGGGGAACUCUUUCUAUGUGGUGUUGGGGGAACACAACUGAGAAGGCACCUGGUCCAUAAAAUCAGGGCCUCACUGGAGAUGUCUGAUCAGGAGCCACCUCUUCUUUGGGUUGGAUUUUUCAACCGGGCUGUUUACAUCCUGAUGGACCUAAUCUGGCCACUAAGGGAGAGCGUCAUUUUCCCAGAAUUUCUCCUCUCGCGGUGUCAGUAUCUUCGCAUUCAAGAUUACGCGCAUCUGAUUUGCUAUUGGUGUGACACCUGUCAGUCAUCAUGGCAUUUCUUACUUGGCCAAUCGUAUUUGGCUUUGGGCGAAAAUCACAAGGCAUUAAGCUGCUUCCUGAAGGCUGCGAAGGGGAUUGGUUCAAUGGAUGCCUUUGUGAUGAAGGUUCUUCAAAGUGAUUCCACCGAUAUUUCAACACUGCUCGUUUUAUUUUACGUAAAGGUGUUGAAACUGUUUGAGCAGUUUGAUGCUCCCGACUAUGUCAUCCGUGUGGCUCAUUUAGCGCUGGAUUUCGCUUCACCUGAUGAUCCAAAUAUUCCCGACUUGUGGUCAAAAAUUUUUAAACAUCAUCUGGAGUUGCGCCAUAAUGACCUGGCAUAUGAAGCUUUGACCGCUAACCCUGACCCUGUUAGGCGGCGUGUAUGCCUUCAUAAGCUCAUGGUAACACUGUACGAGGGAGGUCAAACUCAGGAGCUUGUAGAGUAUCCAUUUGUCAACCUUCAAAAUGAGUUUAUAGACAUCAUCGAGUCUCAUGCCCGUACAGUGGACAUAACUACUCACAGCUUUUACGAUCUACUCUAUGCUUUUCACGUGUUCAGAGGAAACUACAGAAAAGCUGGGGCAGCAAUGUAUGAACACGCCUUGCGACUUGGACAAGAAGUUUCAGGGCUCGACAGUCUGCAAAAACAGGCAAAAUGUUAUUUAGCAGCUAUGAACUCACUCCGUCUCGUCGAGCCGAAAAAUGCCUGGAUUGUAAAACCUCUGGACAGAAUAGGCACCGAUAAACCAGCGGAGCCGCCCAACAUGUCACCUAAACGAAAGCAGGGAGAAGAAGGAGAGGUACUCUACCCAAGUAAUCUGGCCAGGCCUCGGCGUAAAGUGACCGUGUUAGACAUCAGGGACCUGGAGGGAGAGUAUCUAUUGGUUCUCGCCAGGCUGCAGCUCAUUAAAAUGGACGCAGAUCCAACUCGUGCAAUAGGCCCUCAGUUGUCACCCCAGGAGAGCGUAGCGUUGUUGACUCAAGCAGGCUUGUUUGACAAUGCCUUCACUGUAGCUUUCCACUUCAACUUGCCAAAAGAAACGAUCUUCGAAGGACUUGCCUCAAGGUGUGUCAAGUUAUCUACCCAUGGUCCUGGUCUAACACGAAAAACCGAAGAGGACGCGUGGGACUGGCUCCUAUCUAAUGACCUCGGCGAAGCUCAGGUCUCUGGCUACAAGAGUGUUGUUGACCAGGCUUGGCAACUUUUGAAGUUGUACCUCGACAAGCUUGGUCCACGUGAUGGUCACGUGUAUUACAGAUGUGUGACCAGUAAGCUGCUGUCAGCCGGGGCUACUCUGCCCACGUGGCUCGUGAAUGAUUAUAAGCGCUUUAAUGCCACCGAACUGCUCCGUUUGUACAUCAACUAUGAUCUUCUGUUGGAGGCUGUCAUGUUGGCUGUUGAGUACAUUGAAGCUGUUCUUGGAAAGGGCAAAGAAUACUUUGGACUGACGGAUGCCUUGCACGGCACCAGUCCCAGUGUGUGGGUUCCGUACGCUUCCCUGGAUCAACUGCUGGUUCUGCUUAAGGACGUGCAACCUGAUUCCGAGCUGGCUCAGGCACGUGAUGAACUGAGAGAACUACUCGAUGUGUUCCAUGAGCAAGUGACAUCUGUGUCACGUCAUAUGGUGCGUAUGCAACUGAAGCGUGCUCAGCGGAUGCACGCGGCGGAGUCCAUUCCAAUGCAAUGAUUACAUCAUGAAAAUGGUAGAGACGUAGUUUUGCGUACAAGAGAUCGAAAACACUUUCUGAUAGAGGAAACUGAUUGAAACUUCUACAAAGUCGAACCAGAUCGAGUUGGAACGCUUAGUUUACUUCUAGUCUUCUCUACUCGAUCGAAUGUUUGCCCGAGAAUUUUUUGAGUAAGGUAAUUCAGUGCCUUAGAAAGCAUGCUAGCUAACGCUAAGUCGGACGCGUUGCCGAGCAACAGAACAUAUCCAAACGGGUUCCAUCAAUCUACUGAAUAAGAUUCAGACUCAUAAGAAUACAAACGUUUCAUGGAUUUGUUACAAGAGACC